This is a messenger RNA of Vanessa atalanta (red admiral), 7916 nucleotides long. It is a transcript of the gene Hel89B, whose product is annotated as TATA-binding protein-associated factor 172. The record is from RefSeq and is a predicted model, not a curated record. The transcript is spliced from 33 exons. The coding region runs from base 168 to 5894 and encodes 1908 amino acids. NCBI's taxonomy places the organism in Eukaryota, Metazoa, Arthropoda, Insecta, Lepidoptera, Nymphalidae. Gene Ontology annotation, molecular function: TBP-class protein binding; DNA binding; ATP binding.
CCUCUCGUCACGUUGUUUUUUUUUGUUUGUGCAUUUUGACGAAAAUGUUAUCGUGUAUGAAUUUCAGUGGUUUAAAAUAUGGAAAGAUUUCGGUGCAGUGACGUGAUAUGUGCCUUAUUACGCAAGGUAGAAAUAUAGACAGUCUGCUGUUAUUUUGAUUCAACAAUAUGACGUCACGGCUAGAUCGGUUGUUCGUGUUGCUGGAGGCGGGCGCCGGUGCCGCCACACGGCGGGCCGCGGCCCGUCAGCUCGGCGAGGUGCAGAAAGCCCGCCCAGAGGAGCUGCACCGUCUGCUCGCUCGCCUUAUGAAGCACCUGCGCUCGCCCGCCUGGGAGACGAGGAUUGCGGCCACGCAGGCUGUUGGAGCGAUAUUGUCAAAUGUUCCAGAAUGGCAUCCACCCCUCGUUACCGUUGUCAAAGAAGAGGAAUCGGAACCAGAUGACAACGGUCGACUGCGUUGUGAAACAUUUGACAUUGAACGUGUCCUCGAACAUGGCGCUCACCUCAUGGGUUCCGAAGGACACGAGUAUGAUAUGGACGAAGAAUCGCUGUCAGCUUCAGACCUGAAGGAGAGUUUGGCGAAGCAAAGGCAGCAACUCAACGCACGGUUGGGGUUAGAUGUUGCGUGUUCAUUGGGAGUGGAUUUGAGUGGGAUGUACACCAACGAAGACCUUUGUCCUGUGAAGACACCCCCGAAGGUUGAGGUGACAAGGCGUCCGGUACAGGAGCUGGUCGCCUGCAAGGGUCUAAGUUCGCGCGAAAUGAACCUCGCCAAGCGUCGCGCGCGCGCCGCCUUCAGUAAGCAAAAGUCACGCGACUGCGACGACGGCGCAUCGACCGCCCCCCUCACUCCCGUCACCCCCACGGGCCCCGCGCCACCCUCCCCUCUCGAACCAGAGCGAAAGAAGAUGAAGACCGAGCCCGUCGAUGAAUCACUGGGCGAGGUCGCUUUUGCGGUUCCACGACGUGACGGUUCGUGGGGCGAAGGCGCGCGCUGGCCCCUGGAGGCGUGGUGCAGCGCACUGCAGGCGCAGCUGUUCAGCGCCGCCUGGGAGGCCAGGCACGGGGCGGCCGGCGCGCUGCGCGAGCUGCUGCGAGCCAGGAUAGCGGCCUCCGCGGGGCAGCGCGCCGGCAUGACCGUGCAGCAGAUGGAAGAUGCUCAUCAGGAGUGGUUGGAGGAUAUGUCGCUGCGGUUGCUCUGCGUGCUCGCGCUGGAUAGAUUCGGCGACUUCGUAUCGGAUCAGGUGGUGGCGCCGGUGCGCGAGACGUGCGCGCAGACGCUGGGCGUGGCGCUGGCGCAGCUGCGGGCGGCGCGCGUGCGCCUCGUGGCCGAGCGCGCGGCGGCGCUGGCGCGGCAGCCGCAGUGGGAGGCCCGCCACGGCGCGCUGCUGGCCUUCAAGUACCUGCUGGCCGCCCGGCAGCAGCUGGCCGUGGAGUGCGGCGCGCUGGAGCUGCUGACGGCGGGGCUGGAGGACGGCGCCGAGGACGUGUCGGGCGCGGCGGCGGGCGCGCUGGCGCCGGCGGCCACGGCGCUGGCGGCGGCGCGGCCCGAGCGCCUGGCGCGCCUGGCGGGCCGCCUGUGGCGCCUGCUGCGCGACCAGGACGACCUGGCGGCGCCCGCGCACGCCUACAUGGCGCUGCUGGCCGAGCUCAUGGCGCUGCCGGCCGCCGCCUCCGAGCUGCAUCCCAUCGAUCUGACGGACGUUCUGCCGAGGCUUUGGCCGUACCUCGAUCACUCGACCAGCUCCGUGCGAAAAGCGACGUUGCAAACUCUGCGCACUCUCACGCGACCCCUAGUUACGGCUGGCACUAAUGGUCAGACCAACGGCAACACAGAAAGUAGUGAAACCAAGUGCGACACGAAUAACACAAAAUGUGAAAAUGCCGGUGACGGUACAAAGGACACAAGUGAAGUGAAAAAUUGUGAGGUAAAGUGUGAUAAUGGUGAAAACGGUCAGUACCUGAAUUGGACGCCAGAGUUGUUGCAAGAGGCUAUGAGACACAUAUAUCAGAGGGUACUCUUCGAGCAUGUGCAUGAGAUACAAGAGAUUGCCGUGCAGGUGUGGGAGAACAUCCUGCGGCACGCGGCGCUGGGCACGGUGCUGGUGGCCACGUGUCCGCUGCUGGCGCUGUGGCUGUGCCUCGCCAUGCAGCCCGCCCGCCUGCCGCUGGAGCCCGCGCUGCUGCUGCACCCGCCGCCCAAGGAGCGGCGAGCGCGCGUCACGAGCGGCAGCGGCGAGGCGCUGGCGGGCGAGGCGGGGGAGGGCGAGCUGCGCGCCGGCCAGAAGUGGUACCUCGGCGGGGGGGAGAGCCAGCCCGCCGCGCUGCGGGACGCCAACGUCACUCGCGCGCGCUGCCUCGCCGCCGACAUGCUGGGUUACCUAUCCUGCUAUCUCGUCCAGCCGGCGCCCGGCAUCGAAUACAAGGCAGAGGACGAGAGUCCGAUUGAUUGCUACGUGAAGGUGAUGGUGGUGUACCUGCGCUCGGGCAGCGCGCUGCAGCGGCUGGUGGCCGGGCUCGUGGUGUCGGCCUGGGCGCGCCGCAGCCGCACGCACGACCGCUUCCCGACCGACACGCAGGAUGAGGGCGAUUUGAAUGAAAAACAAAACGGUAUGUCGAAGCUGGCGUCACCUCUCCUCGUCACGACUCUCCACACCGCUUUAAACCAAAACCUGUAUUAUGAUGAAGUCGCCUUGAACUGUAAUCGGAUAUUGCAAGAAGCACGCGAUUUAUUGGCUAUGAUGAAGCAUUACAAGCUGCCAGUGGAUAAUGAAGAAUUCAACAAUAUCAUGAGACUUGAACAGGUGUCGGCGAUGACGACGACGACGCAGCCGCUGGUGGCGGCGCUGAAAACGAAGCGCGUGGCCAGCUCGCUGGAGGAGCGGCGCGCCGCGCUGGCCGCCGCCGUGGCCGCGUGCGCGCGCGAACAGGCCGCGCUCAACGUGGCCGUCCAGGCGGCGCUGAGCGGCGCGGUGGCGCACAUGGGCGCGCUGCCCGAGCGCCUCAACCCCGUGGUGCGACCGCUCAUGGACAGCGUGAAGCGCGAGUGGUCCGAGGAGUUGCAGCGCAGCUCGGCGCGCACGCUGGCGGCGCUGCUGGCGCAACUCGUGCGCCGGGAUCCCUGCCCCAACAACAAGGUGCUCGUCAACCUGAAGGCUUUUCUCAGAUGUGAUCCUGAGUUUACACCUCGUAUAUCACUCGAGAACUCGGAAGAUGCAAACGGUGAUUCGGGCAGUGGGGAUAGCGGAGCUGAAUGCAAGACCGACGUGCAUUCUAGUCAUGGACCUGCUUUGGAUAAGUAUAACGGUAUCCUCACACUGCGAGAGCAACAUCGCAGCGCAGAGCGGGUAGUGCCGCGCCGCGGACGGCCGCCCGCCGCGCACAACGUGCACAACACGCACAACGCACACAACGCGCACAACACGCAUAGCGAACUGGGACUCGAACAGCUACUGCCGCAUGAAGAUGAGGCACGAAAGUUACUCAGAAUACAGAGACGGGGCGCCACAAUGGCUCUUACUAGUCUAACUGAAUAUUUCGGUGAAGAACUUCCAGAGAAAUUGCCUAAGCUAUGGGAAUUCAUCACGCAACCAUUCGAGAAAGUGAUGACCGAUAAUGAAUUGGAAAAUUUAGAAGAGGAAGCCGGCGAGGAGUUGGUCUCUCGCCUGCAGGUGGUGGAGGCGGUGAGCGGGCACGUGUGCGGCGCGCUGUGGGCGCGCGUGGCGGGCGGCGCGCGCGCGUGCGUGGCGCUCACCCGCGCGCGCCACACGGCGCUGCGGCACAUGGCGGCGCGCGCCCUGGCCGCGCUCGCCGCGCGCGACCCGCACGCCGUCAUGCAGACCGUCGUCACCGAGGUGAUCGAGGCGCUGUCGGACGUGCGCAGCGAGCGCGUGCGGUGCGGCGCGGCGGAGGCGCUGGCGCGCGCGGUGGACGCGCUGCAGCUGCAGCUCGUGCCCUACAUUGCGCUACUCGUCGUGCCGCUGCUAGGACGUAUGAGCGACCACAAUGAGGCAGUCCGCAUGAUGUCGACUCGUUGCUUUGCUACAUUAAUUCAGCUCAUGCCGCUCGACGGCGCCAUUCCGGAACCCGCGGGACUCUCGCAGGAGCUUCGGGAAAGACGACAGCGAGAUAAACAUUUUCUGGAACAGCUUUUCAACCCCAAGUUCAUCAAGGAUUAUAAAAUACCUGUUCCUGUCUCCGCUGAACUAAGAAGCUACCAACAGGCCGGCGUGAACUGGUUGCGGUUCCUGAACGAGUACAAGCUGCACGGCGUGCUGUGCGACGACAUGGGGCUGGGCAAGACGCUUCAGUCCAUCGUGGUGGUGGCGGGCUCGCAUCACGAGCGUGACGCGCGUGCGCUGCCCGCCCUGCCCUCGCUCGUCGUGUGCCCGCCCACUCUCACCGGUCAUUGGGUGUUUGAAGUGAACAAAUUUAUACCAUCAAAAUUUUUGAAACCUCUUCAAUACGUUGGGCCGCCUGUGGAGCGUGAACGAUUGCGGACCCACGUACAAUUCUACAACCUCAUCGUGGCCUCAUACGACAUAGUGCGGAAGGAUAUUGAAUUCUUCAGCAGUAUUAAAUGGAAUUACUGUAUAUUGGACGAGGGUCAUGUAAUCAAGAACGGAAAAACUAAGGCGUUCAAGGCGAUAAAGCAAAUCGUAGCAAACCAUCGGUUGAUCUUAUCAGGAACACCUAUACAGAACAACGUGCUGGAGCUAUGGUCGCUGUUCGACUUCCUGAUGCCCGGCCUGCUGGGCACGGAGCGACAGUUCACGGCGCGCUACUCGCGCCCCAUCCUCGCCGCCCGCGACCCGCGGGCCUCCCCGCACCACCUGCAGGCCGGCGCGCUCGCCUGCGAGGCUCUGCACCGACAGGUACUGCCGUUCCUACUACGACGUGUGAAGGAAGACGUGCUACGGGAACUUCCACCGAAGAUCACUCAAGACUACUACUGUGACCUGAGCCCGCUGCAGCGCCGACUCUAUGAGCACUUCUCGCGCGAGCACAUGCCGCAAGACAUCUCAAACACCUCCGCGCACACUCACGUCUUCCAGGCGCUGCACUACCUGCAGAACGUGUGCAACCAUCCAAAACUAGUGCUGAUGGCGGAGCAUCCGGAGGCGACGCGCGUGGCGCGACAGCUCGCCGCGCAGGGCUCUUCUCUCGACGACAUCGAACACGGGGCCAAGCUACCAGCACUAAAGCAACUUCUGCUUGAUUGCGGAAUUGGAACAUCAGCAACUGUCGGCGAGUCCGGCGCAGUCGUGUCACAGCACCGUGCGCUGAUCUUCUGCCAGCUAAAGAAGAUGCUGAAUAUAGUGGAGCGUGACUUACUGCAGAAGCAUCUGCCAUCCGUCACGUAUUUGCGGCUGGACGGCAGCGUACCGCCACACCAACGACACGCUAUCGUUACGCGUUUCAAUACGGAUGUGUCUAUUGACGUGCUACUGUUGACUACUGCUGUGGGCGGUCUGGGUUUGAACCUCACCGGUGCGGAUACGGUUAUUUUCGUGGAGCACGACUGGAAUCCCAUGAAGGAUCUUCAGGCCAUGGACCGCGCUCACCGAAUAGGACAGAAACGGGUCGUCAACGUGUAUCGACUCAUCACUAGGGACACACUCGAGGAGAAGAUCAUGGGCUUACAAAAAUUCAAACUAAUGACUGCAAACACGGUGAUAAGUAGUGAAAACGCAGCAAUGGAGACAAUGGGGACGGAUCAGCUGCUUGACCUUUUCCAACUGUCCAGUGGCCCUGCGCCUUCCACCUCACAGGCCUCCACGACAGGUGCCAAGUCCCUCAUAGAAACCCUUCCUGACCUUUGGGACGACAAACAGUAUGAAGAAGAGUAUGAUAUGACGAAUUUUGUCAAGAAUCUAAAAAAAAUGAAAACAUAAAUUUACGUAAAUUGAGCAAAUAAAUUAUUUAAUUUAAUUGUAUGUAUGAUGUGAGGCCAGUGAGGUACAGAAACGAAUAGAUUUAUAAUAUGAAUAAUUUAUUUUGAUAGCUUCCCAUUUUGUAUGUUUGUAUAAAAACUAUUUAUUUUUAAUUAAAUUUAACAGUUUGAAAUGAGAUUGGUAAACAAAAUAAGGGCUUUUUGCUGCCUUAAAAAGGUUAUCGUAAUUGGUUAAUACGAGAUUUGCAUAAGAGACUACACAUUUAAAGUUAAAGCUUUCUUUUGUAUAUUACAUGCUUAAAUACAAAUAUUCUAUAUUUAUUCCAAUAGUAAAAGAAGGAAAUGUAAAAUACACUUAUACAAUUAUUCUAGCUUAAUUUGUAACAAAAUAAAAUAAAUGUUUCGAUAACAAUUUCAUUAAUUUAAUUAGUCAUUACAUAUAUCUAAAUAACAUAUAUUAUUAUCAUGACAAACGUGUUCGUGAAAUAUGUGAUGAAUGAAAGAACUUUAAUGAUUUAAAUAUAGUUUUGUGAUAAUUAAAUUUUGGACACAAUCUCUGGCCUUAUUUAAUUAGAUUUAGAGAAUAUUUUGCAAAAAGUUUUUCAAUAUAACAUGUGAUAUUUUUUGAAUGAAAAAAUAAGUCUCUACUUCUUAAUUAAUGUAAUUCUUAAGCAAUUCAUUCAGUACUUUCUCCACUAUUUGAAACUUAAAUGUCAUAUCAGUGCAAAGUAAAAAAUGUUAAUUGACUUAUUUCUCUAUCGGAUUUACUACAAGCUUAAUUAUAUUCGUUUUGUCUUUUAUUAAAAAUAAUAUAUUUUAAGAAAUAAUAGCAUAUGCGAUAAAAUGAAAUAAAUUGUCUCAUACCAAAUUAUUUUAUACCCUUUAUUGUAUUAGUAACUAUGCUGUAGUUUUACAAGUAAUUAAACUUAUAUUAUUGUAGAGGCUGAUACUGUGAUGAGAGCAAUAAACAGUCUAAGUGUUACAUAACUUUUUAGUGUAUUAUAUUGUUUCAUGUAAAUUUUGUAUAUUUUUUAUACAUUGUCACAUGAUUUUAUAAUCAAUGAUACUAUUAUCAAAUGAUUAUACGAAAUUACAUCGAGAAUUCAAAAAGAAAUUGAUUUCGAAAAAUUUUCGUUGCUUGAAAAAUUAGAAAACAUAAGUACUGCAUAUCAGUACUUAAUAUUAUUUUUAAUUUGCCUAAAAUAACAAGUUUUUUUUUACUUUGUCGCGGCUUGUAUAGUAACAAGAUAAUUACAUUUUAAAUAUGUAAUAUUAUAAAUUUUCAUGUUAAAAAAAAUAGUUAAGACUUAUUUAAAGAUAUAUGUUUACAGAUUAAGAUUGAUUGAUGAAGUGCAGCAUAUAAGGUUUUUAAUGAGAGUCUUAAAUUAAGAAGUUUUAUAUACUAAAAAAAAUUAGUCAUUGGACAUCGUAUCAAAGCAUAAGUAAUGAGUUCGAAUUCCAUGCGCACUGUCGAUGAAUUGCGAAUUUUUAUGAAGCAUCUGAGUGUGGAAUUGAGGAUGCUUGUCCAUCCGCGCAUUGCAGAUGUGCGCCGACCCUUAGUAUCCUUAAAAUAAAAUAUAAUUGAUCUAUCAUUUUGAAUUGUCUAUGCUCACAAUAUAUUCCCAGUGUACAUUUUUGAAAUCAAAUUAUAAAUAUGUCUAUACUGUAAACUGUACUAAGUUCUAAAACUUUCGAUUAUAAGUUAGUAGUAACGAAACCAAAAUUAAAUCUGUUAGAUAUAAUUAUUAUUAAAGUAGUCUUAUAAUGCCUCACUGACCUAUUUUGUACAUCUAAAAAAACUACAUAUGCAAUAUUGCUUGUGAAUACAUUUAAUAUAUUUUUUUUAUAUAAGUUCCUUUAUAAGAUAUACCUCAAUAUUUCAUUCUCUAACAGAAAUGUUUUUAUUUAUUAUAAUAUUUUAGUUAAGUGUUAAGAUAAAGUCACAUCGCUUAGUCAUUUUCGUAGUUCUAGAUAGGACCUGGAACGGAUUUGUGAUUUAAAAUAUAUAUAUAUUAUUUCAUUA